AUGAUAUCGGGCAUUGACCGACCUGGUCAAACUCCCACCAUGAAUCGUCUUCCAGUAUCGAGCCUUAUGUCGCCCCCCGACACGAAGCCACUGGAUAGUUUCCAGUCAUCUCCUUUCCCCAAGGACUCUUCUACUCUAGAGAUGAAACUUCCUCCCAUCUCAGCUGAUCGCAAGCGCACUCAAUCGGAAAUGGAUCUACCCUCGCCCCCCGUGACUCCAUACACGGGCGCGAAGCAAGCACGCUCUCACUCUUCGGAGAAUAUUGAGCGUGAUGUCGGAUCCACACGCGAUCCUGUCCUGUUUCCUCGCCAUGAAUCCUUGACUGGAACUACAGAAGAACCACUCUUUGGUCCGGUUCAUCCACCCACAGCCGAGGCCCUUGUCGAGCAACAUAUGAACUCACACAUGGCUCAGUUUGUAAACAAGCGCAGCAAACCAACGCGUGAUGAGUAUCUACUUGCCUUGUCCUGUGUACCCAUUGUCUCGACUCAGUACAACCGCAACCCAGCGGCGUGGGCCCGAGAGGAGAGAGAGACGCUGGAGCGCCAGCUGAUCUUGAUGAAUCGCCACCGACCAGGAGAUCUGGAGGCCAAGCUGAAAAAGCUUGCCCCUGCUCCCGUAAAGAAGACUGGUGUGGCCCCUAGGGUGUCUCGCCCACGAGUCAAGCGUACCCCCAAAUCUACCCCUAAAUCGCAGACACUGGAUACAUUUGACUCUUCACCGACAUCUAAACCACGCGCCUUGGGCACUAACAGAGAUGACACGGACUACAAUGCCCUCCCUGACUAUUCCCCGCCUUUGGAAACUUUGGGUACCAACGCCAAGGCCUUGAAAGCCGACUGGAAAGGUCAGAUGUUGGAUUUGAGCAAUGACGCGGACAGACAUCUCCUGAGUCCAGCGGAGCUCAAUCUGGCUUCCACCCUGAGAUUGUCUUGCGCCACUUAUCUCUGCAGCAAGCGCAGAAUCUUCGAGGGUCGUGUGCGAGCAUUGCAAGUGGGUAAAGAGUUCCGCAAGACAGAUGCUCAACAGGCUUGCAAGAUCGAUGUCAACAAGGCCAGCAAACUCUGGACCGCCUAUGAACGAGUUGGCUGGUUCAACCCAGAGUUUUUCCGCCAUCUCUGA
This is a messenger RNA of Penicillium chermesinum, 1122 nucleotides long. Its product is annotated as SWIRM domain-containing protein. The coding region runs from base 1 to 1122 and encodes 373 amino acids. The record is from RefSeq and is a predicted model, not a curated record. Gene Ontology annotation, molecular function: transcription coactivator activity; chromatin binding; protein binding. The transcript has a single exon. Gene Ontology annotation, cellular component: SAGA-type complex; nucleus. Gene Ontology annotation, biological process: chromatin remodeling; regulation of transcription by RNA polymerase II. NCBI's taxonomy places the organism in Eukaryota, Fungi, Ascomycota, Eurotiomycetes, Eurotiales, Aspergillaceae.